Messenger RNA from Polyodon spathula (Mississippi paddlefish), 1103 nucleotides. RefSeq names its product CD209 antigen-like protein E. Lineage: Eukaryota; Metazoa; Chordata; Actinopteri; Acipenseriformes; Polyodontidae. The transcript has 4 exons. The record is from RefSeq and is a predicted model, not a curated record. Bases 93 to 632 code for a protein of 179 amino acids.
CAAGAGGAAAUUAGAAAUUAUAAACAAGAACAAAGCAACCCUGGUCCCAUAAUCUAAGGGGUUUGUCAUAUCAGACUGAAUGGAUUGUUAACAUGAAGAUUUGCAAAAGAUCUCUAUCAUUUGAUUCACUAAAUCACAUCCAGGUUAAAAACAAGGUGACAGAGAAAAGCUUCAUUUCUACUGCCACCGUUUCUAACUUGACGGUGGAGAGAAAACAAAUCCAAUCCCGGUAUUCAGAACUGGAGAAGAACUACAGCAACAUCUCAGAGAAAUACUCAGCACUGGACCAGUACUGUCCCGUCACAGACACCUCUUCCAAGGAGCGAGUUUGUAAAGCCUGUCCACAGAACUGGGAGCUGUUCAAUGGCAAGUGUUAUUACUUCUCCACUGAUAAAAUGAACUGGAACUCCAGCCGUGAUAACUGCACAUCACUGGGGGGGCACCUGGUGAUUAUAGAGAGCGAUGGAGAGCAGGGAUUCCUAUCCGAUAAGGCCUGGAACAUCACAAAAGAGGCUAGUAUAAGCAAGGAAGAAGAGCAAUCCCACUGGAUUGGCCUGACUGAUGCUGUUACUGAAGGAACCUGGCUUUGGUUGGACGGCACUCCUCUCAUUGGCAAUGUCAAAGCAAAGUGAGAGCUUCAACCCAUUCUGAAAUCACUGCUGAGGAUUAAUAGGAUAAACCAUGUUCCAUAGAAAGUUACAAAAAAGCUACUGGAGAGACAACAAAGUACGCUUCCUUUAAUACAACAAACUGCCCUCCUUAGUGUCCUCUAACAUGAAAGCACUAAGAUGUACCAUAGCAAGUGUAGUACAGCACAGUGAAAGCAUGGUAAAGUAUAGGUAGGCAUUGUAAAGAUGAGAGUGGUAUGGUAAAGCAUAUUAAAAAUCAUAGCAAGUCUUGGUAAGUAUAGUUAAUGCAUAGCAUAACCGUGGGAAAACUGCAAAAUGACAGUGCAGGCUUACUGUGGGGAACUUUUAAAAAGCAAAUAGCAUUGCUUGAAUGCUGCAGUGAAACUAGGUCAUAUUCACAAAUCUCUAAGAUUUUUGAUUCAAUUAUAUUUGUUUAAGAAACCAGUAACAGCCUAGGUCUGUAUCUUUAAUGUC